Messenger RNA from Nilaparvata lugens (brown planthopper), 849 nucleotides. Its product is annotated as organic solute transporter alpha-like protein. The record is from RefSeq and is a predicted model, not a curated record. Gene Ontology annotation, molecular function: transporter activity. Gene Ontology annotation, biological process: transport. NCBI's taxonomy places the organism in Eukaryota, Metazoa, Arthropoda, Insecta, Hemiptera, Delphacidae.
AUGGUUUGUCUCCGCUUGCAGGUGGUGGGCCUGGCCACGUACUGCGCCAUAGUGGUGCCCCGAGCGCAGCUGCUGGCCGAGGCCGACCAGGGCAUGUUCAUGGCGAGCAUGUAUCAGCUGUUCUGCCUGCUGGUCGCCUACUGUGGCGGUGAGGCUGAGCUCAUCAGGAAGACAAAGCCCGACUCACUCAACACCCGCGUGGGGCCCUGCUGUUGUUGGCCAUGCUGCUGUUGUCUACCGCUGCUCGCUGUCAAUAAGACACAUGUGAGAAUGCUGAGGGUGCUCGUGCUACAGCUGCCAGUGGUGCAAGGCCUUAUAUACAUGGUUCUACUUGUUAUGUGGGCUGAAGAACAGAGCUUAUACCAAGUAAACUACGUUUACAUGCAGCCCAUCGUUGUCAUAUCAAUACUGUGCGGUAUCUGGGGCAUGAUCAUGACUAUGAAAAUGUUGACUGAAGUUCUGAAAGAACACCACAUGCAAGGGAAAUUUUUCGUACUACAGUUGGUACUGCUGCUUGGAAAAUUGCAGGGCAUUAUUGCCAAAGUCCUGGUCAACAUGGACUUCAUGCCAUGCAAGCCUCCGAUCACACCAACUGUUUAUGCUAACUUGCUCUACAACUCAGUGAUGAUCUGGGAAAUGGUUCUGCUGAGUAUUGUGGCCCGUAUCAUCUACAAGAAAGCCGUGCCCGAUCCGAACGGUUCGGCCGAACUGCCGCAACAAAUCUGCACAAUCGGCAUAAAAAUCAACACGCCGCCCCCCGUGAUCACGGAGUGCCCCGAGAAGCGGAAACUGUCCGAGCUUCAGAACAAUAACGGCACUCACUUUAUAGAACGGUUUUGAACUAGCUCU